UGUAACAAAUUAGAUUGAAUACAUGUUAUGUGCUUUGUAGAUUUAAGUAAUUAAACACGAGACCACCUGUGCUCCAGUAAAAACCUGGACUAAUAUUUAAAACGUUAAUGGGGGAGGGACAGACCUCAGCAAAGCCUGGCGUGUUAACGCUCAGAAAGGCAGUGACUAUAACUUUCCCUCUUUAUGCCCCCCGACCUCCACCCUCUUCCGGGCUCUGUGGAGGAGCGUCCGCAGCCCCAGUAGAGAGCUGUGGAAGGAGGCCAGUGGGUAACACCAAGAUUUUUGCGUUCAGCAACAAUGGAACAAACUAAAUACUUUUAUAAACUUGGCUAACCUGUUAACCAUCUGCGGUGGACUUUUCAGUUUACACAUUUGUCUAUUAACUUUUUUGUCUUGGGCAAGGGGAAUCAAAUAAAACAUGGUUUUCGGUGAGCGCUCUUCCUUAGAGCGCAGAGUACGCACGGCCGUUUUGGCGCUUCUGCUUUACGCGCAGGCCGGUUUUGGCUUCUCAGUCGCGGGACAUCAGGAGAACACCUGUGAGGCCAACGGCAGUGUGUACUUCGUGGGCGAAUGGUAUUUUCUGGAUUCUGAUCACUGUACUCAGUGUGAAUGCACCGCUGAGGGCUCCUCAUGCUCCCGCACUGAGUGCACCUCUCUCCCGGCUGCGUGCAUCCACGUUAGCCACUACCCCACCGACUGCUGCCCCAGGUGUGAGAAGAUCGGGUGUGAGUACCGAGGAGUGGUGUACGAACUGGGGCAGAACUUUCAGCCAUCAGAAUGUGAGCAGUGCACUUGUGACAGUGAAGGCAUCGCUCGCUGUCUGGUUGCAGAUUGUGCUCCUCCGCCAUGUGUCAAUCCUGUCUACCAGCCUGGGAAAUGCUGCCCUGAAUGCAAAGAUGGUCCUAAUUGCUACGUUAAUGCGUCACGUAGCCAGGUGAUUCCUGCAGGAGAACCCGUCUGGGUUGACUCCUGCACCAAGUGUCGUUGUCACGAUGGCCAGGAUGCUGGUUACUGGGAAGGAAACCGUCUCGCCACCUGUUCCCGCCUCAAAAACUGUACACCUGAACAACUGUCUACCCACAAAAACUGAUUUACACUGUCUGCAGAGAACCAUCUGUUAAUACAAAAUACAAAAUAUACAGUUCCUGAUGACUGAUUUCCCAUACACCUUGCAUCUGUCAGAACAGUUUGAACCCCCAUUUGCAGAUGAACAUGUCAGUGGGAACACCAGACGUCAGGGACAAUCUGCAAAUUUUUGGGAACAGAAGUGAACAAAAAAAUCAUUUUGAAAACCCCAAACGCCAUCAGAAGAGAUCAGCUGCCCUUCCACAAAGACUCUUCCAAUGUUUUUGCAACACUGAUAAGACAAACCGAAUUUGUCAGUUUGGUGGACAAGGCUGGCCCGUGAUCAGGCCUUAGCUGCAUAUUACAAGCAGAUUACAAGGCAGAUUCACAGGCCAGUUAAAUCCAGGUUCACUGCAUGUCAGUUGGUUUUGGCAGUUAGAUUAACUUCACUUUUCAUAAAUCUGGAUCACUGAACAUCAAACUCAGAGUGAAAAAUACCUACUAAAUUAAUGUGGUACUAAUCAAACAAAUGGCAGGCCAUGGUGCCAAACAUCUGUACUCCUACAGAAAAAUCCAUAAUUGAAGAAAUCUAUCAGGAACUAAAGAAAACCCACAUGACCUUUGAAAGGUCACUGUAUUCCACAGACUUUUUACUUAAUCUUGGCCCUGUGAUUGACUGGCGACCAGUCCAGGCUAUGCCCCGCCUCUCGCCUAUUGUCAGCUGGCAUAGCCUCCAGUCCCCCCUCCUCGACCCUGACAGAUAAGCCGUAUAGAAAAUGGAUAGAUGGAUGGUUACUUAAUCUGCCUGUCCACUGUUUCUUCAAAAAAGGCUCAUUAGACUAUUAUGUUUAAAGAGAGUAGCUUACAGAGGAUACUGACACAGGAGGUUUUUCGGAGCAGAAGCAACUAGCAACAGCACAAAGCCAGUGAGAUUAUUGGAUUAUGAGAAAUUGUAAUUGACCUGUCACAGUUUGAUGCAGCACCCAAAUGCAUGCACAUCUAUGAUGCAAUUUAGUCUAGCAAAUGGCUUUGCAAAGCAAUUAAUGAUUUGUAACUGUUUUAUGAAUUCUGCAGUUCAGUUUCCAUGUUAAUUGAAAUAUAAUGUAUGAGACUGUGGUCUAAAAUAUGACUGUACAGUAGUUAUAGACACAGGCGAUAUUUGAAAACAGGGUUUCAUUUAAUGGAGCAUUAUUUGUUCGCUGUAGAGCAGGAACAACAAUCUGCAGUUCAUUGCUUUUUUAUUUUCACACAAAACAAAUGUGUAGUCUUUCAUAGCGACAGCUUUCCUUGUUAUUAGCACUGUUAUCAAAGUGUACAGCUGUCGCUUGAUCUUCAGCAUAUGAUGAAUUGUAGCAUGUAGCGAGUAUCAUUUUAUGUAGGUUUAUAUGCAGCUCAUCUUCCUAUUGUUGUUUGUCAUUAUCUAAUGCUGUAAUCACAAGGGACCUUUAAAUUAAAACCCAAAAUAAUAUUGGCUUGUUAUAUGUUUAUGUGCAGGAUGGGAGGUGAUAAUGGCCUUUUCUUUACUGCAUAUUUAAGACUCCCAAGCUGCUGCUGCAUGAAGUAUAUCAUCACAACUGACAAGUUUCACUGCCAUAAUCCUUCCUGAAAAGCCUCUUAAAGCAUAGUUUGGUAUUAAGUUUAAACUUUUAGGGUUAUGAACUGCCUUUAAAUCUUAUUUUAUCACAAGACUUAAUGAAAGAAUACGCUCUUACUGUAUUUCCAACAUUUUCUAAGAGUAAGACUAUAUAAGAUCUGAAAGCUAUCUUUUCAGCUCUCGUUUUAAUUUCUCAAUAAUCAGAAACAGACAUUUUGUGAAAUAUGUGUAUUUGCUUUCUUGCUGAGAGUUACUUUAGAAGAUUAUCGUUACUAGAUAUAACAACAACAGCGGUUUAGCUUAGCAUAAAGACUGGAAACAAGUGGAAACAGUUAGCCUGGCUCUAUUCAGUGUUAGCCAGAAAUCCUCAAUAAACACUUGUAAAGCUCACUGAUAAACACGUGUUACCUUUGUAGGGACAGUCUAUAUGCUAUGCUAAGUUAGCAUAAAGCUGGUGGCUGUAGCACAAAAAUUACUGCACCAACAUGAGGGCUCUGUCAGUCCUCUCAUCAGAUUCUCUGUACAUAAGCCAAAAAUGUCAAACUAUUCCUUAGUUUCAGUGUACUGUCUAAAAUAAAAGGGAACAUAUGAAUCACACCCAAAAA
Molecule: messenger RNA, 3264 nt
Organism: Scatophagus argus
Lineage: Eukaryota; Metazoa; Chordata; Actinopteri; Scatophagidae
Exons: 3
Coding region: 419-1090 (223 amino acids)
Biological process (GO): negative regulation of BMP signaling pathway
Cellular component (GO): AMPA glutamate receptor complex
Molecular function (GO): protein binding
Source: RefSeq, a predicted model, not a curated record